CCGGCGCGGUGUCAAGUGCAGCUCACACGUACAGACUGAGCCGAUUUGCAUUUUACCCUUUCUUCCAUCUGCACCCAGUUGUCUUCAGCAUGGGGUCGAAGAACCACUCUCCUGGGAUGGAGCUUCAGCCAAGGACACGAGCAGAGGCUCCAGGAAAGAAAGGUUGGCACUCUCAGGCUUAUGCCCUUGGGGCCGUCUCCAACUUUAUGUCUACUUUUCUGACCUUUCCUAUCUAUAAGGUUGUCUUCCGGCAACAGAUCCAUGCUGUGGCAGUGUCAGAAGCUGUGAGACAGCUUUGGCAUGAAGGUCCUAAAUACUUCUACCGGGGAGUCUACCCCCCUCUUCUCUCCAAGACAUUGCAAGGUACUCUACUGUUUGGGACCUACGAUAGCCUGCUAUGCUGUUUCUCCCCUGUCGGGCCAUACUCUCUGGGGCACCGCUGGGCCGCAGGGCUCAUGUCUGGUGUGGUGGAGGCUGUGGCGCUCAGCCCUUUUGAAAGGGUGCAGAAUGUGCUCCAGGAUGGUCGCAAGCAAGCCCGCUUCCCCAGUACUUUCAGCAUUCUCAAGGAAUUCAACUCUUACGGACUUUGGGGGCGGCUGUCACUGGGCUACUAUCGUGGUUUCUUGCCUGUCCUCAUGAGAAACAGCCUGGGGAGUGCUCUGUACUUCUCCUUCAAGGACCCCAUCCAGAAUGGCUUGGCAGAGCAAGGCCUGCCCCAUUGGAUUCCUGCCUUGGUGUCUGGUAGUGUCAAUGGAACAAUCACCUGCCUGCUUCUGUAUCCUCUGAUUGUGCUGGUUGCCAAUAUGCAGUCCCAUAUUGGCUGGCAGAGCAUGCCAAGCCUGUGGGCCUCUGCCCAAGAUGUUUGGGACACUCGGGGCCGAAAAGUGCUCCUGAUCUAUCGUGGAGGCUCCCUGGUCAUCCUAAGGUCCAGUGUGACUUGGGGUAUCACCACUGCUAUACAUGACUUCCUGCAGAGGAACUCUCACUCCAGGAAAGAGCUGAAAGACUGACCAACGCAGGAAACGUGGCAAUGGAAUCUUUGUUAUUAGAAGCCUUACUGGGUUGAUUCUACAUAGCUCUUACUUCUUUGGGUUGGUUAGCUAUUACUUAGCAUCUGUGAGCUGUCAUUGCUUGGGAGAAGUUUCCAACUAUCAGCCUGUGGGGUAUGGACAAAGCCCAACAGGAUUCAAUGGACAGAUGAAGAAACUCACCUCAGUCUAUCCACAGCCUUGGUACCCUCAGACCCAGGAGACCUUUAAAUAACUUGUAACCAGAUGAAAUGUCAUUCCUUUAAGGAACUCCUUGAGAAUAAGAGGAAAUUUAAAAGGAUGAUCUUAAUCAGGCACUGUGAGUUCUGGGGCCCUUCCAGUUGGCCUCAAGACUAAACUGAGUAGGGGACCAGGAACUCCAAUUUGAAAGAACUACUCUUGAUUCUUAGUGUGGGGAUUCCAUAGAAUAUCUCAGAUGGCUACAUUUCCAUGACAUUAUUUACAACCCUUACCGCCACCACUCUCACUUUUCAAGGCUGUGUGUGGAUCAUAGUUUCAAGCUGCAGCUGUGGCUGGAAAUCAUAAAUUGGACUUGCCUAAACUGAUCAUGUGCCACAAAAACUGAUGGGGCUAAAAAUACUUUAUCUGGGAAGAGGUAUGGUCCCUGGAUGAAAAAGAUAAAGACUUUGAAGGAAGAGAUUUAAUUGCAUGCAAAAUAGGAAAAUUUAGUAAGAUUGCUCCGUGUUAUCUGCUGGGACAUUUUUGAUAGCAAGGUGAUAACAUCACCUAGAAACCACUUGAGUUUCCCAAAGAAAUCUGGAAGUGAAAUGAUCAUAUCUCUUCACAAAUAAUUGCAUAUUUUGUUGGUGUGGAUAAGCAUAGUUACUAUGAGAUAGAUUACAGAUCAGAAAUAUUAGCCUCCCAUUCACAGCCAUUCAAAAUAUGGUCCCCAUUUAACUUGCAGCAUUUUAUUCAUAACACUCCCAGUUAAACAGACCCCAUAUGCCAGUCAAACUGGGCUGUUGUUCUCUUCCCAAACAUGCCAUGAACUUUCCCAUAGCCAUGAGUUGGCCCACAUUAUUUUCUCCACCUGCUGUGCUCCUUCUUCCCAUGCCAGUCUGCCCAAAUACUUCCAGUUCCUCAAAGCGCAGCUCAGAUGCUGCAUUCUCUAUGACGUGUCUUCUGAUUCCCCCAACGGAAUGUGAUGUUAGCCUCCUCUGAUGCCCCUCUCCGUAGAAUCUCUUACAUCUCUUAUGGCACUGAUAUUAUAUGGCCAUGAGUUCUUCUUGGUGUUCUUGAAUACCUCCUAUUGGCCUAUAAAACUCCUUGAAAUGGGGAUUCUUGUAUGCCGUUUUAAAUCCCCCAUUGUGCCUAGGUGCUCAAUAAAUGUGUUGAAUUGUUGAACUGAUUAUUAAACUGUGAUAAGGUGUAUAUCCUCAGGGUGCUGUCCCUUGUACAUAAAGAUAAUGUUAUUGACUCACUGUCAGCAAGACAUGCCUUUGGGGUGUGUUUAUUUUCUUUUAAUAGUGAACUCCAGUUUUAUGCUAAUACUAAGGAUGAUGAUUGAUAAUGGUGGUGAUGAUGAUGAUAAUGAUGAUGAAAAUAAAUUUCUUUCAACUGGAAUGUUUGAUGAGUUUGUGUUAUUGAUGACAUGUUUGCUAUUAGCACCACUUUAGGAACUGAAAUUUCACAAACAAUUACAUUGUUUAACUGUCCCGUUUUUUUCAACUCUGGAAUUUUGAGGAUUUCC
This is a messenger RNA of Choloepus didactylus (southern two-toed sloth), 2739 nucleotides long. RefSeq names its product solute carrier family 25 member 53 (gene SLC25A53). Lineage: Eukaryota; Metazoa; Chordata; Mammalia; Pilosa; Megalonychidae. The coding region runs from base 90 to 1010 and encodes 306 amino acids. The record is from RefSeq and is a predicted model, not a curated record. The transcript has 2 exons.